This is a messenger RNA of Tinamus guttatus (white-throated tinamou), 349 nucleotides long. Lineage: Eukaryota; Metazoa; Chordata; Aves; Tinamiformes; Tinamidae. The record is from RefSeq and is a predicted model, not a curated record.
AUCUCAAAAGUUGAAGGUUUGCUGAUGCCUCAAAUGAUUGCCUCCAUGGAUGAAGAUUCUAAAAUUACUCGACUAAUGGCUUGUCGUAUUGUUGGUGUCUUUUAUAAAGUCUGUGGCAGGCAAUUUGAUUCAGAUAAGCUCAUCAAAACUUACCCAGAGGUCUUAAAGCGGCUAGAUGAUACUUCAUCUGAUAUACGCCUGGCAGCUGCUCACACCUUAGCUAAUUGGUUUAAAUGCUUAAAGGACAAUGACGUGAAAUGUUACAUGCAGAAUAAUAUUCGGUAUCUGUACCAAGAACUCUUGGUACAUCUGGAUGACCAAGAUGAAGCUCUCCAAAAUGCAGUCCUAG